Pristis pectinata (smalltooth sawfish) is the source of this 3211-nucleotide messenger RNA. It is a transcript of the gene dnajb2, whose product is annotated as DnaJ heat shock protein family (Hsp40) member B2. Bases 154 to 1185 code for a protein of 343 amino acids. NCBI's taxonomy places the organism in Eukaryota, Metazoa, Chordata, Chondrichthyes, Rhinopristiformes, Pristidae. Gene Ontology annotation, molecular function: Hsp70 protein binding. The transcript is spliced from 9 exons. The record is from RefSeq and is a predicted model, not a curated record.
GGGGGAGGGGCAGGUUUCUGGACGUUUCUGCAGCUUUUAUUGUCGACGUCGCGGUGAGAUCAGAGUGAGCGCGUCCGGCAACAAGGGCGGAGGGCGGGAGGGGAGAGAAGGAGAGCCGGCACUCACAGCAGCAGGAAGACAGUUGUGGAAGCAAUGGUGGACUACUACAAUAUUUUGGGAAUCUCUCGCAAUUCCUCUCAAGAAGACAUCAAGAAAGCAUACCGGAAGCUAGCACUGCGCUGGCACCCUGACAAGAACCCAGAUAAUAAAGAAUUUGCAGAGCAGAAGUUUAAGGAGAUUGCGGAGGCUUAUGAAGUGCUAUCAGACAGAAAUAAACGAGAAGUUUAUGACAAGUAUGGAAAAGACGGAUUAACUGGAGCAGGUGGCAGAGGUCCCAGCAUGGGAACAGAGUUUCCAGAUUUUAUCUUCUCGUUCCGUAGCCCUGAUGAAGUAUUUAGGGAGUUCUUUGGUGGCCGGGAUCCUUUUGCAGAGUUGUUUGAUGACUUUGGUCCGUUUUCUGAAUUGGGUGGGAUUGACCGAUCUCGACAGGCACCUGGAUCGCUGUUUUCCUUCUCGUUUCCCACUGGAUCAGAGUUCUCAUCGUUCUCCACCAACAUUGGCGGGGGUGGAAUGGGCAGUUUCCGAUCAGUCUCGACCUCCACGAAGAUCGUCAAUGGCAAACGUGUAACCACCAGAAAGAUUGUGGAGAAUGGCAAAGAGACAGUGGAAAUUGAAGAAGAUGGACAGCUGAAAUCGGUUCGAGUCAACGGUGUGGAAGACCAGAUGGCUCUUGCUCUGGAGCUGAGCAAGCGGGAGCAGCAACAACUUCAGGGCGAGCCGUCGAGAGCAGCGCACCCCCAGCCCAGCUACGGUUUUGAGGAGGAGGACGAGGAAGAUGAGGAUCUCCAGCUGGCGAUGGCCUACAGCCUCUCCGAGAUGGAAGCCCAGGGGCGAGGAGCAGGUGGGAGCAGAGGGAGGGGAAGAGACCGCGCCCGUGUGGUGGCAGAGGAGGGGAGAGUGCCUGGGGGCAGGGGCCCCGUGGGAACAGUGAACAGUGCCGGCCCCAGGGGCACGAGCCGGACCAAGGAAGUCGGGGGUCAUGGGGGCACGGCUGAGGUGCCUCAGUCCUCUGCUGAGGAGGAAGCAGAGAAGAAAAAGAGUCGGUGGAAGUGUCUCAUCAGCUGAGUGUUGGCCGUGGUCCAACUCAUGUUGACUGCCUUCCCCUAACCCUUAACUCCAUCUCUAUCCAACUCCUCACCUGCUCCCCUUCCCCUGCUCAAACUCACAAUGCCAAAGCCUUAUAUUGGGGCUGAGAAAUGGGUAUAUGAAGUGAAUAGGCCUUUGCUGCUUCUCCCUCCCUCCCUCCCUCCCUCCCUCCCUCCCUCUCUCUCUCUCUCUCUCUCUCUCCCUCUCUCUCUCUCCCCCUCCUUCCCUCCCUUUCUCUCCCUCCCUCUCUCGGGGUUUUGUGAAUUUGUAUGGAUUAACACUCCUUGAUUGACUUGCUGCCGGCUAUGUUUUUGACUGGUACACUGGAUUUUCAAAGCAUAAAUACUUUAACGGUGCGGAUGGUGAGCAUCCAGCCUAUCGUGUCCGGGAUGGUGAUUUACACCCCAGGUCACACUCUAAAAGUGGAGCUUGAUCUCAAAACCAACAAUACACCCAAUCCUGACACAGUCACAAGGAAACACAGAAUGAAGCCUGAGGAUUUCACAGGGUCAGGCAGCAUCUAUGGAGGGAAAUGGACAGUCGACGUUCAUCUGGACCUGAUGUAGGACAGGGCGUGAAGGGUCUCAACGCGAAAUGUCGACUGUCCAUUUCCCUCCACAGAUGCUGCCUGACCCGCUGAGUUCCUCCAGCUCCUUUGUGUGUUGCUCCAGAUUUCCAGCAUCUGCCAUCUCUUGUGUCUGCACAGUCACAAGGCGCAGGUUGGCUUAAAAUGGAACAUACUUGUCUUCUGCCUGUCAUGUCCUUGCAUGAAUUCCAAACCCCACCCCUAGUACAGCUCCUCCCCGGCCAACGGAAGUCCAACUUAUGUUCAACAUACACAUGAGCAUUUGGGAGACCAGACACAUUCACAGGAUCGGAACCCAACAGGACGACCUGUGCCUGGGAGAUGAAGAAUACUCAAGGGAACCCAGCCCACUUAGAUAUUUAUUAGUCCUGUGCCCAGAGAGAGAACUCGGGAAUGAUGUAUAGGGGGUGCAGCGUCCCUCACUGGUAGAAUAAAGGGGGUCAUUUGGGGUAAUGCACAGUUUUACUCUGUGUCUGACCCAUACUAUCCUUUCCGUGCAUGGGACGGUGUAGUGGGAGCUUUACUCUGUAUCUAACCCAUACUGUCCUUCCUCCAGGAAUGUGCGCUGGGACAGUGUAGAGGGAGCUUUACUCUGUAUCUAACCCAUACUGUGCCUCCUCCGGGAAUGCCUCAUGGGACAACAUGGAUGAUGUUUUACUUUGACCUGCACAGGGAGGGUUUGACAGCAUCUUUAUCAGCCCCAAAUACCUUCACGUUUUGGAUCACAGGGUGUGAAUGGCCAGGGCUGUGUUUAUUCUCUAUUAAGUUGCUAACUUGCACUGCACCAACCUAGGUGACAAAUUAUCGUGGCAGAAUUUAAACACAAGUUGCACAGCUUAGUGUGUUGCAUUUCGAACCACAGCCUCUCUCGCUCUCUCCCUCUUUCCUCUCUUUAUCAGACGCAGAAUUCCAGGCUUAUUCAGGCUGACUAGCUGCAGUUAUUUUCCAGCAGGUAAAGCUUUCAUUCCUUUACUUGUUAAUGUUUGUUUAAUUCAUCCCUUGUUUAUCGGCACUGCGUGAUUCUUGUGUGUAACCAUGUUACAUGUUUUUUCCUUUGCUUGCUGCUCUUCGAUUUUCUCUCCCGAAACCUUCGCUGCCCAUUUCUAGGAUUGGAAAGCAAGUGUGGAAACUAACCCAACCGAGGCGUAUUUGGGAGACCGUGCUCGCGAUGGCUGUCUGAUCAGUAUUAUAACACUUAUUAAAAUGUCUCUCCAUCUACAUUUUAUACAGGAGCACUUUAACUGGGAAUGUAUAGAAAAGUUCCUUGUAUGUUUGAAAAUGAUUGGACAAUUUAAAGUACACCAUGUGUACACAUUUAUUUACUGUUUUAAUGAAAUAUUCUGUUCUGAACUUUUGUCUUUGAUGCUUUGUGGAGAAGUGUGGCGUGAUGGGUCAAUGUUUGAGUUUUUACAUUACUUG